Messenger RNA from Linum trigynum, 1238 nucleotides. Lineage: Eukaryota; Viridiplantae; Streptophyta; Magnoliopsida; Malpighiales; Linaceae. The record is from the annotation of a GenBank genome assembly.
CUACAGGAAGAAGACGGCGCGAGCUCCAUAGGCGCGGAUCGUUUCCUUCUGUACUGUACUCAACGGCUCGUCUUUCUCAAACCCAAAAGCAACUCUGGCAAGGAAGGAGGCCAGCCAAUUAAACUCCAGUCUUCAGAAAUCGGAAUUCUCUGCAGAAAGACGGAAAAAAUGCAAGCCUGUCCACUAGUGAAGAACAUCCUUGUGUUGGAUUCCGAAGGCAAGCGCGUCGCCGUGAAGUACUACUCCGACGAGGAUUGGCCGACGAAUGGCGCCAAAGAAGCCUUCGAGAAGACAGUCUUCUCCAAAACUCACAAAACAAAUAAUGCCCGUGCUGAAGUUGAAGUUACGAUGAUCGGAAGCUACGUGAUCGUGUACAAGUUCGUCGACGAUCUCCAUUUCUUCGUUACAGGAGAUGAAGAUCAGAACGAGGUGAUCUUGGCCUCAGUUCUUCAGGGGUUCUUCGAAGCGGUCGGCAUUCUACUCAGAGGCAAUGUGGAGAAGAGGGAGGCGCUUGAGAAUCUGGAUCUCAUCCUUCUGUGCUUGGAUGAAACUAUCGAUGGCGGUGUUCCUCUGGAAACAGAUCCAGCUGUUCUUGCUAGCAAGGUAGCUAGUCAUAGCAUGGAUUCGGGAGCUCCAUUGUCCGAGCAGACAUUGGCUCAAGCGCUGGCCACAGCUCGGGAACACAUCACGAAAUCCCUUCUUAAAUGAUGAAGAUACUCGACUUUGUACAACGCGCAGUUACUGUCUCUCUUCUUAUACAUAAUAUGAUGGAUUGAACUUCGGUUUGUAAUCUGAAUGCUCUGGACGGACUCCCCAGCUAGCAUAGGAACAUGUUUCUUGGAGCAACAUUUGCCCCUUCGUUGCAGGAAUGACGUACCCGUAGGACCAGCUUAGCAUAUGUAAUGCCAAAGUUUCCUGAAGGGAUGGUAUCCUUUGAGUGGUUCGCAUUAUCGUGUGGUCUCAUCGAUUUAUGGAAAACGAAAGGGACGUAGGGACGUAGCCAUUGCUAUACUGCACUCGACUCUGUUGCCUAGAAGCUCAUGACUACUUCAGAAUCACAACAUUAAUGGCGAAGCGAAUCUUUCCUUCGAGAGUGAAAGUGCAGUACCAUAUUGGUGAAGGGUAUAACAAACAGACCCUUUACACAACAAGUCCCGGAAGAGUAAUCAUGCAAUUCACGAAGAUUAACAAUAGCAUUCAUUGCAUGCUUGUCAUGAAAGUAAAGAUUUUGUUGCGUA